ACGCACGCGCGCUGAGGCUUCACUGCCACCUGCCGGCACGGCAACGUCGUGAAAACCAGCUCCCGCCUUACGGCAGCUGGCUGCCAGCGGCUUCGCGCCAACAUGAGGUGGUGGUGUUCUUGGUCUUAGCCGUCGAGUGCUUGGGGCAGGGGUGUGAAAGGAGGUAGCAGCAGCGUUCAGACUAUUGUUAGGGUGGAAGACCAGUAGUUUCUUUCCAGUUCGGAAUGCAUGUGACCUGGAGGAAACUUGCAGGGGAUGGUGUUCCCGUGUACCUGCUGCCCUUGUCUUUUCAGGUUGCACCGUUCAUGCUGCUGUGGAAGGAACCUUGGAGCAGCAUGGACCCAGUAAUACUGAGCUACCAUGACAGCUUAAUCAGACGCUCAGAUCUCUUACUCCUCAACCCACCCAACUGGCUCAAUGAUCACAUCAUCGCAUUUGCCUUUGAAUACUUUGCUGCUGAACAGUAUAAGGAGCUGUCAGGCAGAGUCUGCUUCAUUAGCCCUGAAGUUACUCAGUUUAUUAAAUGCAUGGCCAGCCAGGAGGAGCUGGCAAUCUUCCUGGAGCCACUAGAACUAGCGCAGAAAAGCUUGGUCUUCCUUGCAGUCAAUGACAAUUCUGUGCAGGCGGCUGGUGGGUCUCACUGGAGCUUGCUGUUUUACAACAGAGAUAGGAACUGCUUCAGCCACUAUGAUUCCUGCAGCAAUAUGAAUGAAAGUCAUGCUCGUCAGAUAGCAAGGAAGCUGCAACACUUCCUGGGAACCAAGUCUGAAGUGCCUUUCGGUGAGGAUUCAGCACCAGUUCAAAAGAACAGCUAUGAUUGUGGGAUGUAUGUGAUUUGCACUGCAGAGGCUCUUUGUGAGCAAUACCUCAGGAAGGACCACAGGCCACCAGUGGUGGUUAUCACCCCAGCCUAUAUCACCCAGAAGAGAGCUAGCUGGAAAAAACUGAUUGAGCAGCUGUCAAAGAAAUGAUCACUUCUUUGUUUCUUUCUUGAGUGAAUCUGUAUGUUGAUUUCUAAAUGGGUUUAGCCGACUGGUUUGAGAUGGACAUUUAAAUUUUGUUUAAAGAAGCAAUCAUCUUUCUCCCGAUUAGGCUACUUUUCCAGGUUGGAGGAUAAAAGUUGGGUAGGUUUUGCAUGUGUGAGACAUCAUUUGUAAGGAUACUUAGAAAUAUUGUUUCCCUCACUUUGUGACUUCUUCAUUGAGACAGCUGGAGCAGCAAUCAUGAAAAAGACUUUCGAUGAUGUAUUCAAACUUUCUAGAGCAUGCUGGAAAUAUGAUGCCUUACACAAAACAAUUCUAUCCAUGUUUUCUGUUUGGUGGGUUGAGGGAGGGGUGGAGUGGAUUUUACAGCAUUAUAUUUGCCAUAGUGCAUUUUAAAUAAGCCUAUUGUUUGACAAUACGCUAUGGUGCUCUGCAUCUCUUAAACUCACCUGCGACUGAAUUAUAUUCAAGUGAAAUUAAUCUGACUUUUUCUGUUUUUAAUGUUUCUUCACGUUUUGCUUGAAUCUGAAAACUUUGUGACUGAGCACAACAAUGGAAAUUGAGUUACCACAAUUGGGUAUGCAUUGGAGUUUAAAAGAAUGAGAGCUGUUAUUGAAACAUUUAGAUCCUGUGGAAAUGUGACAGGGUUGGUGCUCAAAGAAUUUUUUAACUCGUGGGAAAGACUAGAAUUAGGGAACAUUGUUUAAAAAUAAAGGGUCUCCCAUUAAAGAAAAAGGUGUAUUUUUUUCUCUCAAACCAUCUUGAAUCUAUUGAACAUUUCCACAGAGAGCAGUUGGCAGAGAAGAAUAGAAACUGAAAGAAUUACAGAUGCUGUAAAUCCGAAACAAAAACAGAAAUUUCUGGAUAAGCUCGACAGGUCUGACAGCAUCUUCGAAGAGAACUCAGAGUUAAUGUUUCAGGUCGAGCAACCCUUGCUCAGAACUUCGAUCUUGACCAACAAGGCAUUUAAAGGGUAUCGGGAGGGAUAAACAGGAAAGAGGAGUUGGAGCCAGUCAGAUUAAUCAUAAUCUUAUCAAAUGGCAAAGCAGGCUCAGGGGCCCAAUUAUCUACUCCAUCACCAAAUUCAUAUGUCCAAACUUUCUCCCCAAGUUCAGCCCAUCAUCCCAGCAAUCGGUCAAGUGAACUUUCACUGCACUGCUUCAAAUGCAGUUACAUCCUUUCUGAAAUAAAGAGACUAAACUGAAUGCAGUGCUGCAAAUAUGAUCUUACCAAAGCCUGUACUACUGUGGCAAAAGAUCCUUAUUUUUAUGUUCCAGUCAUGUUGCAAUAAACACUAAUAUUCCAUUUUCUCUCCUAAUCAUCCUGCAAACUAACUUAAUGUGAUUCAUGUACCAGAACACCAGAUCCUUUUGUAUCACUGAGUUCAGCAAUCUUUCUUCAUGUAAGUAGGACAGUGCUUUUCUCUUCUACCAUGCAUUUUCCCACAUUAUACUCCACUUGCCAAAUUUUUUCCCUCUCACUCAACUUGUCUACAUCCCUUUGUAGACUUCUGUCCUUCUCUCCACUUAAUUUCCCUAUCUGUAUGACAUCAGCAAUUUUAGCUAUUUGUCAUAAUGUUUAUUAAUAAUAUUUUAUAUUAUCUUACUAUUUAAUCAUCUGCUUUAGCUCAUUCCUUUCCAGUUCCUAAAACCUAUGCAACUUUUAAUCUUCCAGUUUUCUACGCCUUUUUCAAUCCACAGGCUUUAAGAAACCCUGAACCUGACGCCAACUGGUUGGUUACUUCAUUACUAAAUUCAUUCACUAUUUUUCAAAGUAUUAGUAGAGUUCUGCCCCCGGGCCUUGCCCAUCUCCUUUCCUGUCACAUAGAAUUUCUAAGUAACAGUAGUUGUCUAGAUUUUUUUGCUCAUUUUGAGACAUUUCAAUAUUAUAACUCAUUAAGCAGUAUUUGUAACAUUUCAUGCAUUUUCUGACGAUUUUCCAAUUUCCUUCUCGAAUCUCUUUAAAUUGCAUUAUCAGUUAACAUAAGAUGACCCUAACACCAACUCAUGGCUGCUGCGGCAGAAUUAAGUUUGGGUUCCUGGCAAGGUCUGUGUCCAGUGCAUAUUAUGGCGGCAGCAGAGGCGAGUUUUGGCCCAGAAUGAGACCAGGCAAGAUCAGCCCAAAGCGGACUCCUGGCGACAGUGGAGUUGAGUUUCGGCCGGUGCAUUUGCAAAGUCCAGCAAGGACUGAGUGGCAGGGGCAUCAGUGGAGGUGAGAUAGCGCCGAAGAGAGGUGACUUUACUUCUAGUGGCAGCAGCGUGGCGAAAGGGGCUCGUGCCUGUCUACCAGGCCCAUGGCGGAGCACUUAACAAGAAUGACUGUAAAGUUGAACACUUUUUUUUCUGCCUUUAUGUUCUAUGUUUUGGGGUUUUUUUUGGUUUUAAGAUGGCACUGGAAAGUGGUGACACUUCCCAAUGCUUUAUAACCAUGUUUUGUAACAAAAUACAUCUGACAAUAAAUAAAUCAUAUCAAAUCAAA
Stegostoma tigrinum is the source of this 3461-nucleotide messenger RNA. RefSeq names its product SUMO peptidase family member, NEDD8 specific (gene senp8). The coding region runs from base 225 to 971 and encodes 248 amino acids. The record is from RefSeq and is a predicted model, not a curated record. The transcript has 3 exons. Gene Ontology annotation, biological process: proteolysis. Gene Ontology annotation, molecular function: deNEDDylase activity; cysteine-type peptidase activity. NCBI's taxonomy places the organism in Eukaryota, Metazoa, Chordata, Chondrichthyes, Orectolobiformes, Stegostomatidae.